AUGCCGAGCUACAUCGUCAAAUGCAAAUCCUCCGCAUCGGACGAGGAGAUCCAAGCCGUCAAAGACCAAGCGGUCAAAAACGGAGGCACCAUCACUCACGAGUAUAGCUUGAUCAAGGGAUUCGCCGUGACUGUGCCCGAAGUCUCCGUGCUGUCCUUCGAUGGGCAUCCUCAUGUUGAGCGGGUUGAGGAAGAUGCAGAGGUCAGGACGCAGUGA
Molecule: messenger RNA, 216 nt
Organism: Aspergillus calidoustus
Lineage: Eukaryota; Fungi; Ascomycota; Eurotiomycetes; Eurotiales; Aspergillaceae
Source: the annotation of a GenBank genome assembly